GGAAGCGGGCAAGCCAUGGAGCUCGACCCGCCGGCGCCGCCCUAUUUCUACGACCACCACGAGUCGCCCGGCGACGACUUCCACCGCUCGAGCGCGCCCAGCGAGGACAUCUGGAAGAAGUUCGAGCUGCUGCCCAGUCCGCCGGCCUCGCCGCUGGCUCCGGGCCCUGCCGAGGACGCGGCCGCCGACUACCUGCUGGAGCCCGGCCGGCUGCUGGGCAACCUGAGCGCCUUCGUCCUCCGCGACUGCAUGUGGAGCGGCUUCUCGGCCCGCGAGCGCCUGGAGAAAGCCAUGGGCGAGAAGCUGACUACCAAGCCGCCCGCCCAGGGCCCGCCAGCCAACGCCACCCCUACCGCCGCCCAAGCGCCGCACGACUCUGCGCUGGGCGGGCAGUGCGUGGCCCCCGGCGCCGUCUUCGCCUGGCCCGCCGACUGCAAGCUCCCUCCCUCCUCCGGCUCCGAGAGCCAAAGCGAAUCGGAAGGGGAAGAAAUUGACGUGGUGACGGUUGAGAAGAGGCAGUCGCUGGGGGUGAAGAAGCCAGUCACCAUCACUGUGCGGGCUGACCCCUUGGACCCUUGCAUGAAACGUUUCCACAUAUCUAUCCACCAGCAGCAGCACAAUUACGCAGCCCGCUCACCACCCGAGGCUUGCUCCUGCACAGCUGCCUUGGAGAAAAGCAGUCAAGAGGAAGAGGAGGAGGAAGAGGAGGAGGAUGGUGGUGCACAGUCCCUGAGGCAAGUGGCGGAGCCUUCCUCUCUUGAACCUUUCCUCCUGAAAUCCGGGAGCGCUCCCAGUUCGGACAGUGAAGAUGUGACCAAGCGGAAAAACCACAACUACUUGGAGCGCAAGCGGCGCAACGACCUCCGCUCGCGUUUCCUGGCGCUGAGGGACCAGGUCCCUGGUCUCGCCACCUGCCCCAAAACUCCCAAAGUGGUGGUGUUGAGCAAAGCUUCAGAGUAUCUGCAGUCACUACUCAAAGCAGAGCAGCAGAUGGUUGCUGAGAAGAAGCUGCUAAAAUUGCAUCAGCUUCAGCUGCUGAAACGGAUUUCGUACCUCAAGAGUGCGCAUUAGCUGCCAGGAACUCCAAACUGCUUGCCAGUCUGAUCUCUGCACUUUUUUUGGGGGGGGGG
Molecule: messenger RNA, 1130 nt
Organism: Lacerta agilis (Sand lizard)
Lineage: Eukaryota; Metazoa; Chordata; Lepidosauria; Squamata; Lacertidae
Gene: MYCL
Product: MYCL proto-oncogene, bHLH transcription factor
Exons: 2
Coding region: 16-1071 (351 amino acids)
Biological process (GO): regulation of transcription by RNA polymerase II
Molecular function (GO): protein dimerization activity; DNA-binding transcription factor activity, RNA polymerase II-specific; RNA polymerase II cis-regulatory region sequence-specific DNA binding
Source: RefSeq, a predicted model, not a curated record